Messenger RNA from Saxophila tyrrhenica, 1686 nucleotides. It is a transcript of the gene CCT7, whose product is annotated as T-complex protein 1 subunit eta. NCBI's taxonomy places the organism in Eukaryota, Fungi, Ascomycota, Dothideomycetes, Mycosphaerellales, Extremaceae. The transcript has 3 exons. Gene Ontology annotation, biological process: protein folding. Bases 1 to 1686 code for a protein of 561 amino acids. The record is from RefSeq and is a predicted model, not a curated record. Gene Ontology annotation, molecular function: ATP binding; ATP hydrolysis activity; ATP-dependent protein folding chaperone. Gene Ontology annotation, cellular component: chaperonin-containing T-complex.
AUGUCGUUCGGCGGGCAGACGCCCACUAUCGUCGUUCUCAAAGAAGGGACCGACGCUUCGCAAGGACGAGGCCAGAUCAUAUCCAACAUCAACGCCUGCGUAGCUGUCCAAGCGACAGUAAAAGGCACACUCGGUCCAUAUGGCGGAGAUCUAUUGAUGGUGGAUGAAAAUGGCAGGCAAACAAUUACCAAUGAUGGCGCGACUGUUAUGAAGCUCCUCGACAUCGUACACCCCGCCGCGCGCAUUCUCACAGACAUUGCGAGAUCACAGGAUGCAGAGGUCGGCGACGGGACGACUUCUGUGGUGGUGUUGGCGGGAGAGAUUUUGAAGGAGAUCAAGGAGCAGGUGGAGCAGGGCGUGAGCAGUCAGAUCAUCAUGAAGGGACUACGGAGAGCGGGGAUGAUGGCGGUACAGAAGGUCAGGGAGAUUGCGAAGGAUACAAAGGAGGGCAACCAGAGGGAUACGCUGAGGAAGCUUGCGGCGACGGCGAUGAGCAGUAAACUCAUACAUCGGAAUGCCGACUUCUUCACCAAGAUGGUGGUCGACGCCGUCCUCUCCCUCGACCAGGACGACCUAAACGAAAAACUCAUCGGCAUCAAGAAGAUCACCGGCGGCGCGCUACAGGACUCCCUCUUCGUCAACGGUGUCGCCUUCAAGAAGACUUUCGCCUACGCAGGCUUUGAACAACAACCAAAAUCCUUCUCCAACCCAUCCAUCGUCUGUCUAAACGUUGAGCUCGAGCUGAAGAGCGAAAAGGACAACGCAGAAGUACGAGUAGAGCAGGUGUCAGAGUACCAAGCGAUCGUGGACGCGGAAUGGAGGAUCAUCUACGACAAGAUGGAGGCUCUCUACAAGACUGGCGCCAAAGUGGUGCUUUCGAAACUCCCGAUCGGCGACCUUGCGACACAGUACUUUGCAGACCGAGACAUCUUCUGCGCUGGUCGUGUUGCAUCAGAAGAUCUCGAACGCGUGUGCCAGGCUACAGGCGCAAGCAUUCAGUCCACCUGCUCCGACAUUCAACCUCGCCACCUCGGCACCUGCGACAAGUUCGACGAGCGCCAAAUUGGUGGUGAGCGCUUCAACUUCUUCGAAGGCUGUCCUGGAGCCAAGACGUGCACACUCGUGUUGCGCGGUGGCGCAGAACAGUUCAUCGCCGAAGUCGAGCGCUCCCUCCACGACGCCAUCAUGAUCGUACGACGUGCGAUCAAGAACACCUCCAUCGUAGCAGGCGGCGGCGCGUGCGAGAUGGAAAUCAGCGCCUACCUGCACGACUUCGCCGAUAAGAACGUCCCACACAAGCAGCAGUCCAUCAUCAAAUCCUUCGCCAAAGCACUCGAGGUCAUCCCCCGCCAACUCUGUGACAACGCCGGCUUCGACGCCACCGACAUUCUUAAUAGGCUACGUGUGGAGCACCGGAAGGGCAACAUCUGGGCCGGUGUGGACUUUGAUCACGAGGGCAUUCGGGACAAUAUGGAGGCGUUUGUCUGGGAGCCGAGUCUGGUCAAGAUUAAUGCGAUCCAGGCGGCAGUGGAGGCGAGUUGUCUGAUUCUCAGCGUGGAUGAGACGAUCAGAAAUCAGGAGAGUCAGCAGCCGCAGGCACCGCAGAGGGGGUUGCCGCAGGGUGCUGCGCAGAGGGCUGUCAGGGGGAUGGGGAGAGGGAGGGGAAUGCCGAGUAGAGGGAGGUGA